AUGAGAACUUUAACGUGGUUAGAGGAGAGUGCGGUUAAUGUGRCUUCGAAAAUUGAAGAACAAGCAUUACGAUUAGGAAUAGACAUAGUCAAAGAGAUACAUCUUUUGAGUAUUGCUAAGCAAAGUUUACUUGAACCACUGCCUUCCGAUUGGUAUCCUUGUUUUAUCGAAAAAGAAAAUAAGUAUUUUUACUACAAUGAACAAAGUAAAAUAUCUCAAUGGGAACAUCCUUUAGAUGAAUAUUACAGACAGAUAGUCGAAAAAACUCGUUCAGAAGAUUCGUCAACUGGUCAAGACAUAUCAUUGAACAUAAUUCUAGACGAAGAAAAUUUAGUCGACACAACUAUGUACAACCAUACAAAACAUAGUAACUAUGAAAAAAAGAUGAUUGCUGAAAAACGAACCGUUCGCUUUAAAACUCCUAUUGAAGAAUCAUUAGAUUUUGAUCAUUCCGAAGACAAUAUGAAGUUUUUAGGACCAAUAAAGUUAAACACACCUUUUACAAAUACAUCUUCUACUUUACACAAUUUACCUCAGUUUUCAACAACUAAUACUUUUGAUCAGAGAAAUACAGUUAGUCGAAGUGUACUUUCCAAAUACAAUGUAUUACCAAACAAAGAUGAACUGUCCAGAAAAUCUGAAUUGAGUGAAAUCAUAAAAAAAACAAAUGAUGAUGACCCAUCAAUGAAUUUGGAUUAUAAUACAGGAAAAAACAAUUUAAGAAAAAUUGAUUUAACUUUAACGGAAUCUUCUGAUCGAUCAGAAAGUACUUCAUCUGAAAUUCAAACUGAUAAUUUGAUCAGCGACUAUGAAGGGGCCGAUCAAAAAGAAGAAGAUAAUAUUGUAACAACAGUUCAAUUAAAUAAACACCACGAGAUAAUCGAUACUCUCAAUGAUGAUAAGAAAUCUGCAAUCGACAAUUUCAAUAAAUUUCAAUCCACAGGAACUACAAAACUACAUAAUGUUAAAAAAGAUGAUGUGAUUAGCGACAGUGGAAAUUCUACAGCAAAAGAUUUUAAAAUAAUACAAACAUCAGUAGCUUCCAGUAGUUUUUCUGCGACUAAAAGUAAAAUGGCAGAGAUAACUAAACGAUUUCCACUCAAUCAAUUUUCGAAAGAAACAAAAUUGCUUAAGAGGAAACCAAUAGAAACUGAUGAAGGUAUUUUUAACGUAAAUUCUAAUCGCAUAAAAACUAAAAUGGAGCCGGAAAACAAUUUAGAAGAUGAGAAACCAAUAUUAUUAGAUGAUGCACGUAUUAAAGUUAUAGUUGAAAAGCAUUGUGAUUUGAUGAAAAUUAACUUAGAAGAUACAAUUAAAACAAAUCAAAUCAUCUUAAA
Molecule: messenger RNA, 1337 nt
Organism: Diuraphis noxia (Russian wheat aphid)
Lineage: Eukaryota; Metazoa; Arthropoda; Insecta; Hemiptera; Aphididae
Product: centrosomal protein 164
Molecular function (GO): protein binding
Source: RefSeq, a predicted model, not a curated record